Lagenorhynchus albirostris (white-beaked dolphin) is the source of this 4619-nucleotide messenger RNA. It is a transcript of the gene CTNS, whose product is annotated as cystinosin, lysosomal cystine transporter. Gene Ontology annotation, cellular component: lysosomal membrane. Gene Ontology annotation, molecular function: L-cystine transmembrane transporter activity. The coding region runs from base 1329 to 2528 and encodes 399 amino acids. The transcript has 13 exons. NCBI's taxonomy places the organism in Eukaryota, Metazoa, Chordata, Mammalia, Artiodactyla, Delphinidae. Gene Ontology annotation, biological process: L-cystine transport. The record is from RefSeq and is a predicted model, not a curated record.
CCUGAAUUUGAGGACACCUGCAGAUGUGAGGAGCAGAGAGCCGCAAGAAUGAGAAGGCAGCCUGAGAUCGCUCCAUAUGCAGGAGAGCAAUUUCCUUCAGGUCAGGAUACAGAAAGUGGGGGGCAGAGAGCACGGGGGUAUAGCGCCAAGGUCAAGGCUCCCAAAGAAGGCCCGAGAGUGGGGCGAUCGGUGCCAGCAGGCGGGAAAGCUCCUGGGAGGAGAUCUAUCGGAUCGAGGGAGUUGCAGCGGGCAGGCAGAGAUCAGGCAGGCUGGAGCAGUCAGGGAGACUUCUUUGAGGAGGAAGAGGGUGUCUGGAGGCUCCUGGAGGCGGCGAGGCUCCAGGGCGCUGCCUCACCUGGGGCCCCGCCGCCGCGCUCUGGGCCGCAGUCUCGGCCCGCGCAGGCCGGGCACAGCUCGCCAGUACCACGAACCCGGAAGGGUCGCCGCGCGCGGCCUCCACCAGGGCCGCCUUCACAGACGUGGUGCCCAGGUCGAUGCCGAGAGUGACAGACCGUGCAGCCAUGACAGCGAUUGAGUCUGGGGCCCGGGCGCCCCUUCCAGCACACUUCAUCCGGGACAGAGGCGCCGAGGCAGGGCCUCGCCUGCCAAUCUUUCCAGCCACGCUCAACACGACGAAUUCUCGUCUUUCCAUUGGUUGAGGAAGGCCGAGUCCCGCGCACCCCGAGUGACGGGCCCCGGCUAUAGGCGGAGCCGCGGUGGAAGGCGGAACCUACAGGCCCCGCCCCGCAGGGCAGGGUUUGCGAUGUGGCCCGAGGCUUCGGCCUUGCUCACCAAAGUACCAGUACCCCGAGUCUCGCUGGGGGAUGCGAGAGCUUCUGUGACCCUAAUAGUGACUUAACCCUCCCACAUAUCCGAGCCUGCCAAGUUGCCUGAGCCCCUCCGCUCCUCCCCAGCCCCAAACUGUCUCGCCGAGACGCGGGAAAACUACAGCUCCCAGGGUGCACCGCGCCGAGACCUGUACUCCGCGGAUCAGGUGGCUCGAGUCAGGUGACUUCUGGUCCGCCCCACACUAAGUCAAGCCGGCCGGAGGAAGCUGGUACAGUCCGAAGCGGCUCCUGCGUCCCGUCUGGUCGGUCCCCUAAGCCUAGAGGACCUCAGGUGUGUCAGCGUCUAGGACCAGGGAACUUCUGCUGUCCAAGAGUUUGAGUUUCUCAGUCUACAUUCCAAUCCUGUGGAAUGAGAGAGGAGCCGGUUAGGUCUGAUUCUGUGCCUGAGUUCUCAAGGAAAACCCAGACUCUGCCCUGGGGAACAAACUGAAUCCUGAGCUUGAGGACAUCAGCAAGUGUGAAGAGCAGAGAGUGGCAAGAAUGAGAGGGGAGUCAUUCCACAUACACAGGAGAGCAAUUUCCCGCAGUUCAUUGAAAUCGAGGAACAUGAUAAGGAGGUGGCUGGUUAUUUUUAGCCUUUUUCCCCUGAAGCUCAUAGAGAAAUGUGAGUCCACGGUCAACUUCUCUGUUCCUCCCACCGUGAAGCUGGAAAAUGGAAGCUCCACCAACGUCAGCAUCUCCCUCCCGCGUCCUUUAAAUGCAACCUUGGUGAUCACUUUUGAAAUCACAUUUCGUUCAAAAAACAUUACUAUCCUUCAGCUCCCUGAUGAAGUUGUGGUCCCUCCCGGCGUGACAAAUUCCUCUUUUCAAGUGACGUCUCAAAAUGUUGGACAAGUUGCCACUUAUCUGCACGGAAAUCACUCCAACCAGACCAGCCCAAGGAUACUCUUCUCCGUGAUCCACAGCAAUGUCGUCAGCAUCAUAAACCAGGUGAUCGGCUGGAUCUACUUUGUGGCCUGGUCCGUCUCCUUCUACCCGCAGGGGAUCGCCAACUGGAGGCGGAAGAGUGUCGUGGGUCUGAGCUUUGACUUCGUGGCCCUGAACCUGAUGGGCUUCGUGGCCUACAGCGUGUUCAACAUCGGCCUCUUCUGGGUGCCCUCCAUCAAGGAGCAGUUUCUCCUCAAAUACCCCAAUGGCGUGAACCCCGUGGACAUUAAUGACGUCUUCUUCAGCCUGCACGCGGUCGCCCUCACCCUGGUUAUCGUGGUGCAGUGCUUCCUGUACGAGCGAGGCAACCAGCGGGUGUCCUGGCUGGCCGUCGGCUUCCUCGUGCUCUCCUGGCUCUUCACACUCAUCACCCUGAUCAUGGCCGCGGUCAGGGCCACCACGUGGCUGCAGUUUCUCUUCUGCUUCUCCUACAUCAAGCUGGCAGUGACGCUGGUCAAGUAUUUUCCACAGGCCUACUUGAACUUUUACUACAAAAGCACCGAGGGCUGGAGCAUUGGCAACGUGCUUCUGGACUUCACUGGGGGCAGCUUCAGCCUCCUGCAGAUGUUCCUCCAGUCCUACAACAACGACCAGUGGACGCUGAUCUUUGGAGACCCGACCAAGUUUGGCCUCGGCAUCUUGUCCAUCUUCUUCGAUGUUGUCUUCUUCAUCCAGCAUUUCUGCUUGUACAGAAAGAAACCAGGGCUUCAGGCAGCACGCAGGGCUUCUGGCAGCCGUCCCAGGCAGGAUUGAGCACUGAGCUUGGAGCCAAAGGCCUGGCCCCAAGCAACGAGUGUUUCUGGAAGCAGCUUGAAGGACUGACCUUGCAGCUGGGAGAGCCAAGGGUGCUUUGCUGCCACUGCUGUGUUCAGAGACCAAGCAGCCCGGUGCCGUGGCCAAUAGACCUGAGGUGCUGGUGCUGGUGGCAGGGGGGCUAGGACUUUGGGGUUAGGCCUUGGGUACCUCCUCUGAAGGCUGCAUUCUCUGAGCGCUCACUGUCCUGACACUCAAUUCUACGUAAACCCACUUUCACGACUGCAGUCACAGGUGGCCCAGGCCAGGCUCUGGUAAAGAAACAGUAUUUCUGAGCCUUGAGGUACCCAACAGAUUGGUUCAGAACCAGGCUCACAUCCAACACUCUCUGGAUCCUUAUCACACUAACGACCCUUUUGGAUUUUUCAAAGGGAUGUUUUGGAAGUGAGUGGCUUACCUUCUGCUGCUGCUGCCUACCUCCACUUACCCAUAGUCAGGCCCCAAGCCCCUCCAACUGCUCCUUACCCUGAGUCUGGAGUACAGGACACACACACACACCAGUCAGUGCCUUAGACGCCUGUUAGACUUGCCAGGUGGUGAAAACAGCUCCCCUGACGGGGAGGGCAGGCCCCCUUCCCUCCCCAGACCCCUACCUGAGACUCACCAAUUUGUGGCUAUUCAGGAGCCUCAGAUAAGGACUUAAGACCAACUUACACAAUCCUUAUGGGCCCACCCUGAUCCCAAAGGCCCUCCUUUCCCACUCCAAGCAGUUGUCCUUCCUUUGGAGGAGGGGAGGGGAGGGGAGGGUCCCAGGACGUGCCUUGUACGUGCCAUGAGCUUGUCAGUCCACUCUCGUAGUUGUUAACCACGAGAUCAACAUGAGGGGCUUCUGUCCUUAAUUAAACCUGAUUCAUUUCCUCUGCACACUGAGCAUUUGCCAGAUGCAGGAGGCAGGGGUAUUGGCUUCAGAACCAAGUCCUUGGGGCUUAGGGAGACAGCCUCAGUCACUCGUGUAAGGAAAUGUGUGGGAUUUUGAAGUUUGCCGAUUCCAAGGUGGCUGCGUGCCGACCCGGCAUUUCAUCAGGGGAGCUCUGUUGGGUGGCACAAGAUGCUUACCUGCUCAGGGCCAGGUAGGUCCCGCAGGGACCCUGUCUGCAUUACCAAGGGCACGGCACUCAGGCUGUGGUUGUGAGCAUGGGUUGGAUGAGGUCUUUAAGGGCACGUGGGGGAAGGGUGGGGGCGGAAGUCUUCCAGAUCGUCUAGCCAGGUAUAAGUAUCAAAGAACUUAGGAUCUUGUUUCCCUAAAGCAGAAACUGCAGCCUGACCAAGCCCACACGCGUGUUUUAUUUGGGCCACCCAGUCUGUGAUUGGGUACCACACUUUAAAGGUGGGAGAUUGCAAAAAUCUGACUUGGCAGUGCUAGGUGGGUCCAUGAGUGGCAACAAUUCCCACAGCUGGUAAUGCAGCCAGUGCUGGGCCAAGCAAAGGCCUCAGUGCUCCCCAGCUCCCCCCCAUCUCCUCAGGUCAUAGCCCCUGGAAACAUUUGGGGCUGCAUCUCUGGCUGUGCUAAACUGAAUGCUCUUAAGAGUCUUAGGGGGUGGAUGUUCUCCCUUGGUGUCCAUGAGGUCCCUCCCCAAUAGGAGCUGAGGCUAGGUUACGCGAGGGAAGUUGGGGGUUCCUGGCCCAGUUCCAGUUAAGGUACUCCCAGACGUUCCCACGCGGGCGGCCCUGGGCAAGCACAGCGUCAGUGGCCUUGGGGAUAGUUGGGCUUUGUCCAGAGCAGCAGGGGCCAAGUCAGCCAGCCUCACAACCAAAGCUCUCUCACAAUUCAUCCCCAAAUAUCCCUACCUCAUGUCUCAGCAAAGACCUCUGAUGAAUGAAUUCCAGCACUGUUUAUUGGGCACAAGACGUGGGGUGGCUUCCUACUGCCCCAUUUCCACAGUAACCAAAGCAAGGCUGGUUCCCUUGCUAAGAGUAAUUCCCAGAUGUGAAUUAGCCGAAUUCGAAAGUUGAACGGGCAUCUUCAAAGAGUACGAUAAAAACACUUUGUAUCAAAGUUGUGAUUAAAAAAAUACAAACGUUAAACUCAAA